AUAAUUAUUUGCGAAUGCAUUACGGAAGCGAGGCAGGGCAGGGGGCACGCACUCGCAUUCGCAGAUCGUAGUAGUUAAGACUCAAAAGAGUAAAGAGUAUAGAAAUGGAAAGCUUGCAAUCGCUAGGGCUUUGGUUCCAUGCCAGAUCUCUUCUCAGAAGAAGAUAACAAUGUCGUCGCAGUCGCAGCAUUCGGAUUUGGAUUCUUCAGCUUUGGGUACUCAUAUUUCAUCCACUCCGGCGGCACCCAUGGAUCCCCCCUCCACCUCCUCCACCAUCUCUGAAUCCGAUGAAAAUCCCUGCACAUCAUCUUCACCUUCUUCCGCUCCACCUCCAGUUCACUUACCUCUUUCUUGGCCUCCCGAUGCCACCCUCUCCCUCCAAUGGAUUCACCAUCUCACCGCCGCCUUCGACUGGUCUUCCAAGAAUCUACCUCCAUCCCAGUUUCCUUCCGUCCUUCCCGUUUCCGUUUUCGACACUCUAAUCCUCACCGCUUCUAAAAUCCUCCAUAAGGAACCCAAUUGCCUCAGAAUCCUCGAAGACUCCGUCGCCAGCACUGACUCCACUGUAGUCGUUGUCGGAGACAUCCACGGUCAGUUUCAUGAUCUCCUCUUUCUCCUGCAGGAUGCUGGCUUUCCUUCUGAAAAUCGAUUUUUUGUCUUCAAUGGGGAUUACGUCGACAGAGGGGCUUGGGGGCUGGAAACAUUUCUGCUCUUAUUGGCUUGGAAGGUGUUCAUGCCACAUCGAGUAUUUCUUCUUCGUGGAAACCACGAGUCCAAGUACUGCACGUCCGUUUAUGGUUUUGAGAAGGAAGUGCUAACGAAGUACGGAGACAAAGGUAAGCAUGUCUAUCGGAAGUGUUUGGGAUGUUUCGAAGGGCUGCCUCUGGCCUCCAUUAUUGCGGGAUGUGUAUAUACAGCUCAUGGAGGACUUUUCCGCAGCGUAUCAGUUCCUUCAUCUAAAAGAUCAAAAGGGAAAAAAAAUCGCAGAAUAAGCUUAAAUCCUGAGGCCAACGGGUUGUCUCUUGGUUCUUUGGAGGAACUAUCCAAAGCCAGAAGAUCGGUUCUUGAUCCCCCAUGGGAAGGCUUGAAUUUAAUACCUGGUGAUGUGCUGUGGUCCGAUCCCUCGAUGAAUCCUGGUCUCUCCCCAAAUAGAGAGCGAGGCAUAGGUCUUUUGUGGGGUCCUGAUUGCACUGAAGAAUUCUUGAAAAAAUUCGGCCUGAAGUUAAUUAUCAGAUCCCAUGAAGGUCCUGAUGCUAGAGAAAAAAGGUCCGGUCUUGCAGGGAUGGAUCAGGGUUACACAAUAGAUCAUGUUGUAGAUUCUGGGAAGCUGAUUACUUUGUUUAGUGCUCCUGACUAUCCACAAUUUCAGGCUACCGAGGAGAGGUACAAAAAUAAAGGUGCAUAUAUUGUUCUUGAACCUCCAAACUUGGACGUUCCAAUCAUCCAUAGUUUUGAAGCCAUUACUCCAAGACCGAAGCACUGGAGAAAAAUUUCUAGAGGUGGUGCCAAGCUUCCUUGCAACUCUAGGGAAGUGGAACUUAUAAAUCCAUCUGGUGGGAACAAAGAAUCCGUCAGUUAAGGAGAAAAUUGGCUGAUUCCUAUCAGUAGAGCAAUUGGAGAGUGGGAGAUCAACCAAGGAGAUGUAGUUCAACCUUUGCACACUAUAAGUAACUCUACCACCAGAGGAUCUCCCAUGGUUGCACCAAUAAAAGUCACCUCCUAGACAUCAACAUCAUUCAUAAAAAACCAGAAAGAGCCUCCAAGUCCUCCCAAAAGUGGUUCCUAUUUAUGAUCAGAAGGGUUCACAUGGGAAUUGCCCCUGGAAGCACCAGAUGGUUCCAAUACAGACCAGCCCAUGUACUGAGUCUCAAAGAAUUGGAGAGUUUUUCUCAAAAAAAAAAAACAAAAAACAAGAAGAAAAGAAAAAAGAAUUUAACCGAGAGUCUAUCAACCAUGUCACAUUUAGGAUAAAAAAUGACAGUAUCAAGGGUGCAUUUAAUUAUAGUAUCUUUAAUGUAACAUCUUUGGGGUCUCUUAUUACAUUCGAGCUAAGGAUAAGGAUCUUUAUGGAAAAAUGGAAAAAUAUUUGGAGACUGCCGAGCAAGUAUUGUGGUCAUAGUUCAAUUUAGCAAUGAGAACUCAAGGAAGGGCAAGAGUAGAAAUGGAUGGCUCUCUUUUCUGCAUCCCAACCUCUUCAGCAGCUAGAAUGGAGUUGAAGAUGUUUUCAGAAACUCUUCAAAGGCACGAGUGGAAAUGGAUGGCAGUGACCACUUAAUAAACUCCAAGUUCUAUGUGCCCGCUUUGAGGUGGACUAGGAAAGGAAACUGGGUAUGCACUGCGAAAAGGAUGUAGAUGUAAAUCCAAUUCCACUUCGCAUUUGUAGCCCAUUUUACUUGUCUUAUAAUGGAAAACUGUUGUGCUAUCAGCUAUGCCGCUUGAUUACUUACUAAUGCCACGGAAAUGGAGUUUCUCAAACUGUUCUUGAUUU
Molecule: messenger RNA, 2488 nt
Organism: Momordica charantia (bitter melon)
Lineage: Eukaryota; Viridiplantae; Streptophyta; Magnoliopsida; Cucurbitales; Cucurbitaceae
Gene: PP7
Product: serine/threonine phosphatase 7
Molecular function (GO): hydrolase activity
Source: RefSeq, a predicted model, not a curated record